AAAAAAACAUCAACCUUUUGGAAAAAACAAUUAUUUCACUGACCGAGCCAGUUUGGGAAAGAAAAGUUUCUUCCUUGGACAAAUCCACGGAUUAACCAGAGGUCUUUGCAAGCGUCUCCUUUCUGCAUUUAGGAGAAGAGGCAGAAGGCGAUGUCCGCAUUGAGCGCCUUGAGUGAGGUCCAGGCGAAACGCAUGUGGGAAUUUUUCCCCAAGAAACUGGGAGGGGAGAUGCUACAGACAGAUGUGGAGUUACCCCAACACUGGCAGGACCUGAUCAUAACCGCAGGCUCUCUGCACUCCGGCUGGUGGGGCAGCCAGGCUCCAGAGGAGCCCACCCCCUGGGACGACCCCAAGGGUUUCCUGGCCUCCUUCGAACAAGUGGCUGAGGCCUGUCGGUGGCCCCGGAAAGAGUGGGCAGCCCGGCUUUGGCCUGCCCUCCGCGGAGAAGCCGAACAAGCUUUCAGUAACCUGGAGUCUCGAGACCGGCAGGAUUACGGGAAAGUGAAAGCAGCCAUCUUGCACUGGGAUGCCCUGAGCCGGGAGAAGCAACGCCAGCACUUCCGGCGUUUCCGCUACCAGGAAGCGGAGGGGCCCCGCGGGGUUUACAACCGGCUCCAGGCGCUGUGCCGUCAGUGGCUGAAGGUGGAGAGGCACUCCAAGGAGCAGAUCCUGGAGCUGCUGAUCCUGGAACAGUUCCUGACCGUCCUGCCUCCGGAGAUCCAGAGCUGGGUACGGGAGAGGGGCCCUGCUUGCUGCACCCAGGCGGUGGCCCUGGCCGAGGAUUUCCUCUGGAUGCAAAGAGAGUCUUUGAGAUGGGAACAACAGGGGACCACAGCCGCUGUUCCCUCAGCCAAGGCAGAGCGGGACUCGUCUGACAGCGGAGGGAUUUUCCCAAGGUCGUUCCUGGAGGAAGAGGAGAAAGUUGGAAAUUUGUGUGCAGGCGAUGUCCGGCAGAACGAGAAUGGCAGGAAAUUUUUGAAAGUUGCCUCCGACAGAACUGAGCCACCAAAGCUGGAAGAGAUGCCCUUGCUGAAGAGAACAAGGAGAAACUAUCUCACGGAUAAGUGUAAGAAAAGUACGGCUUCCCAAGUGGCGGGAUUCCAUAACGCUUCCCUCCCCGAAGAGAAACCGAACGAAAAGAGAAAAUACAAGUGCAACGUUUGCGGGAAAUUCUUCAGCUACAAGUCGAGCUUGAAGAUCCACCUGAGAAUCCACACCGGGGAGAAACCGUACAAGUGCUUGGAGUGCGGGAAGAGCUUCAUCCGUAGCGACCUCCUGGCCUCCCAUCAGAGGAUCCACACGGGGGAGAAGCCCUACAGCUGCUCCUUUUGCGGCAAGUGCUUCUGCGACUUGUCCACAUUGAUCAAGCAUCGGAGGAUCCACACGGGGGAGAAGCCGUACAUCUGCGUGGAGUGCGGCAAGAGCUUCAGCCAAAAGGCGAUUCUCAACUCCCACCAGAGGAUUCACACGGGUGAGAAACCUCACAAAUGCGGCGAGUGUGGGGACAGCUUCAGCCGGAGCACUUACCUGGCCUCCCAUCAGCGAGUCCACCUGGGGGGACGGAUGUGUCAAAAUGCAGAUUGUAGCCUCCCAGAUCAGCCCAAACUGAUUCAGUCCCCCAUCGUUCCUGUGGAGGAGAAGACCUUUAAAUGCCCCGAAUACGGUCAGAAGUUGAAGCAGCAUUCGCCGUGCUUGGCCCACCAGAAAAUGUACGCAUUGGGCAAAAGUAUCAGUGUUUUUGAAUGUGGAGACAAGAUUCAUUUGGAAGCCAUGGCUUGCGAGACUUCGGAGAAGCUGAGUGAUUAGCCCGGAGGUCGACAAAUCUGCGGCUCUGAAGCCGCAUGUGGCUCUUUCAUCCCUCUGCUGUGGCUCCCUGUCGCCGGUUAGCUGCACAAUUGAUAGGGCUUUUG
Molecule: messenger RNA, 1910 nt
Organism: Thamnophis elegans (Western terrestrial garter snake)
Lineage: Eukaryota; Metazoa; Chordata; Lepidosauria; Squamata; Natricidae
Product: zinc finger and SCAN domain-containing protein 31-like
Exons: 3
Coding region: 151-1806 (551 amino acids)
Biological process (GO): regulation of transcription by RNA polymerase II
Molecular function (GO): DNA-binding transcription factor activity, RNA polymerase II-specific; RNA polymerase II cis-regulatory region sequence-specific DNA binding
Source: RefSeq, a predicted model, not a curated record